UACACUGUAACCAAAAGCAUAACGCCCAAAGAGGCCUGUGGUUACCCUUCCGUAUCAGAGGAGGCUUUGUGCUACUGCCGUGUGAUUCAGAACCUCACCUCAACUGUUUGCUAUAGCUCACACACGCCAGAUAAAGGGCAGUCUCGCUUGCUCUCAGUAGAGUUUCGGUUCUCAGGGCAAAAAGCAACCUCUCUCUGGAGACAUGGGCCAGAUCGCCAUCCUCUGGACCUCUCUGCUGUCCUGGUUGCUCUUCGUGGCAUUGUUUGGCCAUGGGGUAUGUGUGGAGGUGACUGUACCAAGUGAUCCAGUGAUGCAGCAGAGAGGUUCCAGUGUGGAGUUGCCAUGUCAUUAUAAGACCAGCGUGGACCAAAACUUCAUGCUGGAAUGGAGAUUCGCACCUGGCUCAACUCUGCCUGAUAACGGGAAACAGAUUCUCUACUUCACAAAUAACGUGCUGUACAAGCUAGGUUCUCAAGAGAAACGGCUAAGCCUCCUUCAAGACACGCCCAAGCGGGGUGAUGCAUCCAUCCGAUUGGACAACGUGCGCGCAUCCGAUGCUGGCACUUACAUCUGUGAGGUGAACAACCCCCCAGAUUUCUACGGAACGGGCUUUGGGCUCAUCCAUUUCACAGUGUUAAUGCCUCCAUCUGCUCCAGUGUGCAAAGGACCCACCUCUGCUCCCGUGGGGUCAGAUGCCACCUUGACUUGCAACUCUUCAGAAGGUGUGCCUGCUCCGAUUUACUCCUGGACACGCCUGGAUUCCAAGAAUCCCCUUCCUCUGUCCAACAUGGUGCUAAAUGAACAAACUGGGAAGCUGAUCCUGAGAAACCUCUCUCUGUCAUUCUCUGGGACCUAUCAAUGCGUUGCCUCCAAUGAGUUUGGAAACGAAAGCUGCAAAUUAUCCAUUGAUGUAACAGGCACUGCACAAGCCGGAGUGGUUGCAGGAGCCGUAAUCGGUGUCAUCCUUGCAAUUCUACUGCUGAGUGCAAUAGUGCUGUAUUUCUUACGCCGCAGAAAGCAGCAGCAGCAGAAGAAGAAGAAGGCUGCAUCCAUAUACAGCGGGAAUGAAAUCAGGGAGGACGCCACAGCCCCGGGAAUCCCUGAGGCCUCUUUGCAUGAAAGAGACAGCAAGUCAGACAGUCUCCUAGAAAGGUUAUCCUCCAGACCGGGGUCUGCCAGCACCACCAAAUCCCGACUCAACAACUUUCUUGUCUGAGCGUCCUGGUGAUGUUUGUCUUGUAUUCUGCUUUUCUAGUUUACUGCAAAGAGAAUACUUCAUUGGGAGAGAUCCCAGCAAUCAUUUU
Hemicordylus capensis (graceful crag lizard) is the source of this 1304-nucleotide messenger RNA. RefSeq names its product V-set and immunoglobulin domain containing 2 (gene VSIG2). Bases 203 to 1216 code for a protein of 337 amino acids. The transcript is spliced from 7 exons. Lineage: Eukaryota; Metazoa; Chordata; Lepidosauria; Squamata; Cordylidae. The record is from RefSeq and is a predicted model, not a curated record.